Molecule: messenger RNA, 2313 nt
Organism: Melozone crissalis (California towhee)
Lineage: Eukaryota; Metazoa; Chordata; Aves; Passeriformes; Passerellidae
Gene: SEC14L5
Product: SEC14 like lipid binding 5
Exons: 16
Coding region: 26-2149 (707 amino acids)
Cellular component (GO): cytoplasm
Source: RefSeq, a predicted model, not a curated record
CACUCUCCCGAGGUGUGUGGUAAAAAUGGUGCAGAAAUACCAGUCCCCAGUUCGAGUCUACAAAUACCCUUUUGAGCUCGUCAUGGCAGCCUACGAGAAACGCUUUCCUACAUGCCCAGAGAUCCCAGUGUUCCUGGGGAGUGAAAUCCUGCACGAAUCCAGGAGCGAGGACGGAGCCAUCCACGUCAUCGAGCGCAGCUGCAAGCUGAACGUGGACGCUCCCAGGCUGCUGAAAAAGAUUGCAGGGGUGGAGCACGUGUUCUUCAUCCAGAGGAACACGGUGAACUGGAGGGAGCGAACGCUGCGCAUCGAGGCCCACAACGAGACCUUUGCCAACAGGGUGGUGGUCAGGGAGACCUGCAGCUACUCAGUUCACCCCGAGAACGAGGACUGGACCUGCUUUGAGCAGUCAGCCUCUCUCGACAUCAAAUCCUUUUUUGGCUUUGAAAGCACCGUGGAAAAAAUUGCCAUGAAGCAGUACACCUCCAACAUCAAACGGGGCAAGGAGGUGAUCGAGCACUACCUGAAGGAGCUGAUCUCGCAGGGGAUCACGUUCAUCCCUCGCUGGAGCCCUCCCGCGGCGGAGGAGGAGCGAGCCCCAGCGCUGGCACGGGCCCCCGGUGCCACCCCGCAGGAAUCCGGGGCUGCUGGCACCAGCAGGGACCCUCCUGGCAGCCCCUGCCCGCCCCCGGAGCCUGCCAGCCCCGACGGUGACAAACUGGACUCUGACUACAUUGAGCGCUACCUGGGCCAGCUGACCCCGCUGCAGGAGAGCUGCCUGAUCCGCCUGCGCCAGUGGCUCCAGGAGACCCACAAGGGAAAGAUCCCCAAGGAUGAGCACAUCCUGCGGUUCCUGCGCGCCCGCGACUUCAACAUCGACAAAGCGCGGGAGAUGCUGUGCCAGUCACUGGCCUGGCGCAAGCAGUACCAGGUGGAUCUCAUCCUGCAGUCCUGGAGACCCCCAGCCCUGCUGCAGGAGUACUACACUGGGGGGUGGCACUACCAGGACAAAGAUGGGCGGCCGCUCUACAUCCUCCGCCUCGGGCAGAUGGACACCAAGGGUUUGGUGAAGGCCCUGGGAGAGGAGUCCCUGCUGCGACACGUUCUGUCCAUUAAUGAAGAGGGACAGAAGAGAUGUGAGGAAAACACCAACAUUUUCGGCCGCCCCAUCACAUCCUGGACAUGCCUGGUGGACUUGGAAGGGCUCAAUAUGAGGCACCUCUGGCGGCCUGGGGUGAAGGCCCUGCUCAGGAUCAUCGAGGUGGUGGAGGACAACUACCCUGAGACCCUGGGGAGGCUCCUGAUUGUGAGGGCACCACGGGUCUUCCCUGUGCUCUGGACCCUGGUCAGUCCCUUUAUCAAUGAGAACACAAGGCAGAAGUUCCUCAUCUACAGUGGCAAUAACUACCAGGGCUCAGGAGGGCUGGUGGACUAUGUGGACAAGGAUGUGAUCCCAGACUUCCUGGGAGGAGACUGCAUGUGCACUGUCUCAGAGGGGGGGCUGGUCCCCAAGUCCCUGUACCAGAGCGAGGACGAGCCCGAGAACUCGGAUCACAUCCGGCUGUGGACAGAAACCAUCUACCACUCUGCCAGCGUCCUCAGAGGAGCCCCACACGAGAUACUCGUGGAGAUCCUGGAGGGGGAAUCUGUCAUCACCUGGGACUUUGACAUCCUGAAGGGAGAUGUGGUGUUCAGCCUCUUCCACUCCAAACGAGCUCCUGAGCCAAGUCACAAAGAAGCCACAGCACCAAGUCCCUGUGGUGCAGGGGACAAUGUGCAGCUCAUUGACAGGAGCUGGGUGCUGGGGGUGGAUUACAGCAGGGUGGAGUCUCCCCUGAUCUGCAGGGAAGGAGAGAGCAUCCAGGGCUCCCAUGUCACUCGCUGGCCUGGCUUCUACAUCCUGCAGUGGAGGAUGCACGGGCCCCUGCCCUGCUCCAGCUCCAGCCUGCCCCGUGUGGACGAUGUCCUGGCCUCCCUGCAGGGCUCCAGCCACAAGUGCAAGCUCAUCUACUACUACGAGGUGCUGGCCUCCAAGGACUUCAGAGGAUCCAUGUCCAGCCUGGAAUCCUGCACCAGUGGCUUUUCCCAGCUGAGUGGAGUCACCACAUCUUCCAGCCAGUCCCAGAGCAGCUCCCACCUCUCCAGAUAGCAGAGCCAGGGCUGCAGCACCAGGGGCAUCCAAACCAAAGAGCUCCAGGGCUGAGCCGUGGGGCAGCCACAGCCAUUUGGACACAGAGAGGCCUCUGGGGGCUGCUUCAACCACAAAAACUGAAAUCCCAAGGGCAGGUUUAGGGGUUUGGGGUCAGCUGCCUG